AUGGCACUACGUCGCUCUCGUCGAUCGCAUGGUCCAGUGGAAGACUACCUGGACCCAGGCACUAACAUGAGGACCAGAUCCAAAAGAUUUACUCGAGCCUCUGCUGCUGCAGCGUCAGGAUCGGUGACUGUCUCCCGAUCCUCCGAGGAUCCGCCAGGAGAGCCGAACAGAACUCUUCGUCUGACUGUAAAAAUGCCCGCCGGGAAGCUGCGCGAGGCUACCGGAGGCCGACCAGGGCGGCGCUCUGUCAAUGUCUUCCAGGAGAACCCCAUUGUGUCGGGGCCUCGAGCAAGUCGCAAUAAAAGGAAGAUCGUGGAAGUCCCUACGUCUGACGAUGAGGAUAUUGAAGACCAAGAAGAAGAUGAGGUCGACGAUGAAGACGAAGAUGCCCCCGGCGAAGAUGACGAGGACGCCGACGCAGAUGGGGACAUCGACAUGGAUGACGCUCCCCCUCAACCUCCAGCCAGGCGAGCCGCCAAAGCAGCAACAUCGACCCGUGGAAAGACCGCCAAAAGUGUCGAAGCCAAAGAGAUGGAGUUAGAGGAGGAAGAGGAAGAAGAGGAAGAGGAGGACGAAGAAGACGAAGAGGAAGAGGAAGAGGAGGAAGAGGCGGAUUCAGAUGCUGAUGCUGAUGGUGAGCCCGAUGACCAGGACGAGAGUGCUGUUCCGGAAGUCAAUGUCGACGACCUCGAUGAAGAGGAUGAAGAAGACGACUUGGAAGAUGACUUGGACAGUGAGGGGGUGGGCAUGAAGCAGACAACCAAACGCCAACGAGGAAAUUUGGGCAAUGACUUCUUGCAACUUCCGAUGGAACCCCAAGUCAAGAAACACUUGACAGCCGAAGAGCGUGCUAUGCGCAGAGCCGAAAUGGCUCGUCGACGGAAGAACCUGAGCGAAAAGCGAAACGAAGAGGAAAAGAUGGACACAAUCAAUCGGCUCUUACGAAAACAACCACCGAAACGUCGUGGCAGAGCUGCUGCCGCCGAUGGAGCGGACACCACCCCGGCUGAGCAAGAGCCCACGGAGCCUGAGAAGGCAGAUCCCACCAUGAUCCGAUGGACGAGUAGCCAAAGCGGCUGCAAGGUUGGUGUGCCUGAAGAAUGGCUCGGUACACCCGCGGGUCGGGUAUUUGGCACACCCGUUGCCGCUGGAAGCGGGAAAAUGGUGGAGGAAUUAUGA
Molecule: messenger RNA, 1179 nt
Organism: Penicillium macrosclerotiorum
Lineage: Eukaryota; Fungi; Ascomycota; Eurotiomycetes; Eurotiales; Aspergillaceae
Product: PAPA-1-like domain-containing protein
Exons: 3
Coding region: 1-1179 (392 amino acids)
Biological process (GO): chromatin remodeling
Cellular component (GO): Ino80 complex
Source: RefSeq, a predicted model, not a curated record